AUGGCAUCGGAGAGCGGGAAGCUAUGGGGUGGCCGGUUUGUCGGCUCAGUGGACCCCAUCAUGGAGAAGUUCAACUCGUCCAUCACGUACGACCGGCACCUCUGGGAGGCAGACGUGCAAGGCAGCAAAGCCUACAGCCGGGGCCUGGAGAAGGCGGGGCUCCUCACCAAAGCCGAGAUGGACCAGAUACUCCAUGGCCUGGACAAGGUAGCUGAGGAAUGGGCUCAGGGCACCUUCAAACUAAACCCCAAUGAUGAGGACAUCCAUACGGCCAAUGAGCGACGUCUGAAGGAGCUCAUUGGUGAAACUGCGGGGAAGCUGCACACGGGACGAAGUCGGAAUGACCAGGUAGUCACUGACCUCAGGCUGUGGAUGCGGCAGAAUUGUUCCACGCUCUCAGCCCUCCUCUGCGAACUCAUCAGAACCAUGGUGGAUCGGGCAGAGGCGGAACGUGAUGUCCUCUUCCCAGGGUACACACACCUGCAAAGAGCUCAGCCCAUCCGCUGGAGCCACUGGAUCCUGAGCCAUGCCGUGGCUCUGACCAGAGACUCUGAAAGGCUGCUGGAGGUGCGGAAGCGGAUCAAUGUCCUGCCCCUGGGGAGCGGGGCGAUUGCAGGCAACCCCCUGGGUGUGGACCGGGAGCUGCUCCGAGCAGAACUGGACUUUGAGGCCAUCACUCUCAACAGCAUGGAUGCCACCAGUGAGCGAGACUUUGUGGCCGAGUUCCUGUUCUGGGCUUCACUGUGCAUGACCCACCUCAGCAGGAUGGCUGAGGAUCUCAUCCUCUAUGGCACCAAGGAAUUCAGCUUCGUGCAGCUCUCAGAUGCCUACAGCACUGGAAGCAGCCUGAUGCCCCAGAAGAAAAACCCAGAUAGCCUGGAGCUGAUCCGGAGCAAGGCGGGGCGAGUGUUUGGGCGGUGUGCUGGGCUCCUGAUGACACUCAAGGGACUUCCGAGCACCUACAACAAGGACUUACAGGAGGACAAGGAAGCCGUGUUUGAAGUGUCCGACACCAUGAGUGCCGUCCUCCAAGUGGCCACUGGCGUCAUCUCUACCUUGCAGAUUCACCGUGAGAACAUGGGACGGGCUCUGAGUCCUGACAUGCUGGCCACUGACCUCGCCUACUACCUGGUCCGCAAAGGGAUGCCAUUCCGCCAGGCCCACGAGGCCUCCGGGAAAGCCGUGUUCAUGGCCGAGACCAAGGGGGUCGCCCUCAAUCAGCUGUCACUGCAGGAGCUGCAGACCAUCAGCCCCCUGUUCUCGGGAGACGUGAACCACGUGUGGGACUACGGACACAGCGUGGAGCAGUACGAGGCCCUGGGGGGCACCGCGCGCUCCAGUGUCGACUGGCAGAUCGGCCAACUGCGAGCUCUCCUCCGGGCACAACAGGCCUAA
This is a messenger RNA of Rangifer tarandus platyrhynchus (Svalbard reindeer), 1395 nucleotides long. Lineage: Eukaryota; Metazoa; Chordata; Mammalia; Artiodactyla; Cervidae. The record is from the annotation of a GenBank genome assembly.